GGAGAAACCCCGCCCGCCACGGUGAAGGCUGGUUGGUUUGAGGAGUCAGCAGCAUCAUCGACUUGCGCCUCCGAGAGGGAGACGACAUCUGUUGAGAAGUCCGUGGAGGAACGAGGCGCGCGCUCUCCUCCUCCGGAGGACAAUCCGAGCAUCUGGAUUCUGUUACUUUCUCUUAUUUAUCCAGGGCGUUUGGGUGGGACGCUGUAUUAUUUGUUUUGUUUUGGGGAGUCGAGCACACAAGAAGGGGCAGCGGGGGGGGGGGCUGCAGGGAGAAAGUUGCCUUGCAAAAGAAGAAAAAAAAAAAAAACAGGACGAAGACGAAGGACGCAGAAAAGGAUCGAAGGAGCGGCGAGAGGAGAGGAGAUGUUCGGCAUGCUCAAGAACUCGCUGUUCGGAAACACCGAGGAGACGGAAUACAAACUGCUCAGCAGCGAGACGAAGGUAAGAGUUGGCUUUUAGGGGCGGGGGUUACAUGGGGCCAAAUACGCUGUGGUCUCGUCUGAGGGCCGAUCCUUUGACCAAGUCACAGGGGAGCUGGUGAGGAAGCUGCUCAUGUACAUCGGGGGGAGCAACGAACAAGGCGAGGCCAUGGGCACGGCAGCGCCCAUCAUCAUCACAGUGUACCCGCGCAACGACGGCGUUCUGUCCCGCCGCCUGGUGGUCGCCAUCCGCAUCCCCUCCGGCUACCAGAUGAUGCCCCCGACCCCCUCCGACAGUGCCGUCAAGAUCGAGGAGCGCUCCGGCAUGACGGUCUACACGCUGCAGUUUGGAGGCUUCGCCGCAGAGAGCGAGUUCCGGGCCGAGGCCUUGCGUCUGACGCGCACCCUGGGUGAGACGGCCCCCUUCCAGCGCAAGCAGUACUUCUGCUGCAGCUACGACCCGCCGCUCAAGCCUUACGGACGCCGCAACGAGGUGUGGUUCCUGCAGGAAGAGCCGUAGGAGCCCUCGAAUCCCACGCGGAGCCCUUUGUUCAGCCUGAAUUUUGUCCCUUCACGACAAUCCUGUAGCUCAAACAGCGCUCGGUUGAUUGGUAAGAGCAAUAUGGUGACUUGAUAGACAUUUAAACCCAAAAUGGAAAGACAUUACCCAUGUUGCCUUUACCCAUCAGAUCUUCUUGCUUGUCGCGCGUACAGUAGCCACACUGACUGCGGCGUUGCAGCGGUGGGAGCUUUAGAGUUCAUCAUUAUCGCGCCUGCUGUCGUUUCUGAUUUAAACCCUUUGUAGAAACAAGGAGCAACGAGAAGGUGUUGAAGAGCAAUUUAGUGUAAAGAAGCGAAGGUAUUGUUGCGAGCUUUCAAUCGGGACGCGUUGCCACGGCGAUGGAAAAUAGAUCUCAAGAAGAAGCGACCUCAGGAGUAACUCAGUGAAUCAUUUAAUGUGGUCUGUGCAAAUAAAACGUCAUUGACUUUUCCCUUCCUUUUAGAAUUAAAUGUUUGUCCCAAAGGUAAAGUCUCUGUAAGAACAAACAGUAGGGUUUUGUACAUCCUAAUCUAGUUUAAUAUUUAGUGACAGAAAUAUGUAUUAUUAAGAUUAUAUAUACAGUAGUAAAACGCGCCCUUCCUUCCCCUCCCGAGUAAAGAACCGGAAAGAAACAGGAGUCGAGCCAUAAAGUUGAACUGGUCUUUAGGAAUUAACGAGGGGACAGCUGGGGAGGAGCUAGAGAGUUUAGGAUUAUGUGUUGAUCCAUGAAGCGUUCGUGUGCAGUGAAUAUUUUGUGUUGUGGUGAAUGGCGAUGCCACUUUAUUUAUUCUGACUGUUGAAACGUUGUUAUAGGACGUCUGUACUGUGAGAUUUUCUGUGAUGAGUGAAUAAAAUGUUGAGGUUCAAUAGUGUUUCACCACUUAAUAAAUAUAUACCUUCAGUGAGUGGAGACAA
Messenger RNA from Gasterosteus aculeatus aculeatus (three-spined stickleback), 1875 nucleotides. Lineage: Eukaryota; Metazoa; Chordata; Actinopteri; Perciformes; Gasterosteidae. The record is from RefSeq and is a predicted model, not a curated record.